UUCCUCCAUUCCUCUACCAAAAUCUCACCCAACUCUCUUUUUGACUUUGAGAACUGUACCCAUUUCUCUUUCUCACUCUCACUCAACUCAGAAAUUUAACAAACUCAGUUAUGGAGAGGCAGAGGAGUUUCUCACUGAAACCCACCAGAUUCUUGGUCUUUUCUUUCACAAUCUUCUCCUCUUUCAUCUUCCUCACUUUCUUCACCACUUGGCUCAUCAAAGCCACCCCUCCAGUUCCCCAACAAUUCCAUCUCCAGUUCAACAAGUCCUCCUUCGUUUUGGGUUUCUCUGGAAAUUUACCCCUCAAUGGUCUCAAAGAUUCAAUCUUGAAGACCACCCAUGUCACCAAACCUGAAAAUGCUUCUGGGUCUGCUGGAAUUUCAGUUCUUGCUGUGUUACACAGGAAGGCCAAUGAAUCCAAAGUGGCACCAAGUGAAGAAGAGAGAGGCGGUGGUGGGUUGGAUGGUAAUUUCACAGCAUUGGCACCAGUAGAGCAAAAUGUUGGAGCAGAGGAAGUGGAAAAGAUUGAAUUGGUCUCGAGUAGUAGUGAAAAGAUUGAAGAGAACAAGAAUGAAGCAGCUUCAUUUGGAAAGACUGAAACUUUAAGUAGUGGGAAGGUUGAAGAUGAGAGAGUAAAUGGAGCUUGUGAUUUUACAAGAGGGAAGUGGGUUUAUGAUGAGAGCUAUCCUUUGUACACAAAUGGUUCAUGUUCUUUGAUAGAUGAAGGGUUUAAUUGUCAGGGCAAUGGGAGAUUAGAUAAAGACUACAUGAAGUGGAGGUGGCAACCCCAAGAUUGUGAAAUUCCAAGGUUCAAUGCAACAAAGAUGCUGGAGCUAAUAAGAGGGAAGAGACUAGUUUUUGUAGGUGAUUCAAUCAACAGGAAUCAAUGGGAAUCCAUGUUGUGCAUGUUAAUGGGAGCAGUAAAAGAUCCAAGCAGGGUCUACGAGACUCACAAGCGCAGAAUCACUAAAGGAAAGGGAAAUUACAGUUUCAGAUUUGUGGAUUACAAGUGUACAGUUGAAUACUAUGUGAGCCAUUUCUUAGUUCAUGAAGCAAAGGCAAGGUUAGGGCAGAAGAGGAAGCAAGUAUUGAGGAUUGAUGCUAUUGAUCAUGGCUCAUCUAGAUGGAAAGGAGCUGAUAUUUUGGUAUUCAACACUGCACAUUGGUGGUCACAUUAUAAAACCAAAGCCGGGAUUAAUUACUACCAAGAAGGCGGCCAAGUUCAUCCAAAGCUUGAUGUCUCCAUAGCUUUCAGAAAAGCUCUGAUGACCUGGGCAUCAUGGGUUGAUAGAUACAUCAACCCACGCAGAACUCGGGUUUUCUUUCGUAGUUCAGCACCAUCACAUUUCAGGGGAGGUCAAUGGAAUUCAGGUGGGAGUUGCAAGGAAGCUACUAAACCACUUGAGACUUUAAGUGCUUCUCCUAGUGAGAAAAUUGUGAUUGCAGAGGAAGUCAUAAAGAAGAUGAGAACUCCCAUCACAUUCUUGAACAUAACUGGAUUAUCAGAAUACAGAGUAGAUGGUCAUCCAUCUAUAUAUGGAAGAAAAUCAGCCUCAGGCAGUCAAGACUGCAGUCAUUGGUGUCUUCCUGGCAUUCCUGAUGUGUGGAAUGAAUUGUUGUAUGCUCAUUUGCAGUAA
Molecule: messenger RNA, 1637 nt
Organism: Fragaria vesca subsp. vesca
Lineage: Eukaryota; Viridiplantae; Streptophyta; Magnoliopsida; Rosales; Rosaceae
Exons: 5
Coding region: 111-1637 (508 amino acids)
Cellular component (GO): Golgi apparatus
Molecular function (GO): O-acetyltransferase activity
Source: RefSeq, a predicted model, not a curated record